This is a messenger RNA of Uloborus diversus, 1665 nucleotides long. RefSeq lists its product as uncharacterized. The record is from RefSeq and is a predicted model, not a curated record. Lineage: Eukaryota; Metazoa; Arthropoda; Arachnida; Araneae; Uloboridae. The transcript has a single exon. Bases 718 to 1665 code for a protein of 315 amino acids.
CGAGGAGAGGAGGAACUUGAAGACAAAGACUCUUCAUCGCGCAUCUGCGCUAAAUAAAAUAAAAAGAAGCUCCAUGGUGACGAGCGAGAAAUGUUUGUUUAUUUGUAUAAAGCAAGUUAUAUAUGACAUUUAUUUUCGCGUAACAGAUACUUUUUCACAAUCCAGAUGAAUUACCGAAUAUUUUUUGAAUACAAGUUAUAUUGAAAGAGUGAGCUUUGUGAUGACUUAUUUCAUGAGAUUCUUUUGGUUCUACUCCCAAGUAAAACAUAUGUACUUUUUCUUUCCUUGGCAUUGAAAAAAUGUUUUUCUAUCCUCCUAUGAAUAUUUCCAGCUGACUAAUUGUACUGUGAAAAAAAUUAUUUUGAACUGACUGUAGUCUAAAAUCAGUUUAUUCAUUUCUUAACAUGAACAUAGUGCUGGGUCAAAUUAAGUUGCUGUUUAUGAUCUGAAUAGUGUCAAAAAAAAAAAAAAAGUAUGUAAUUUGUUUUUCUCGAAAAGUUAUUUUGCAUUUCAUUUUCUUAAGUUCGAUGGAAAGUUUUAAUUUGUUUUGUUGUAGAAACUGGAAUAACUUUAAAUAAAGUUAUUUACUGCUGCAGUUUAUGAGAAAAGAGCUUAUAGAUCAGGUACACUAUUUUAAUUGAAUCAAUUAUCAUAAUGCUAUGCAUAUAUUAUUUUUAUGCCUCUACUGUUAAACAGAAUUUUCAUUGAACUGUUGAAAUGAAUCUCCUAGCAUAUUGGAAAAUAUUAGUCAUGAAAAGGAUUAGAUAUUUUGUUGUGGCUACGCUUCUCAUCUUUAUUUUCAUUUAUAAUUUGAAGGGAUCAAGAAUUCAUAUUGAGUUUAAGAACCUUAUGGCUGGUGAUAUCAUUGAUUUCCGCUAUGCGAACAACAUAACCGGAUAUAAAAAUCCAAUUAUCCCCAAUAUAGUACAUUAUGUACAAUUUGAUAGUAGAGAACUAAAUUUUAUUCAAGUUAUAAGCAUAAAAGCUGUUUAUUUACAUCAUCACCCAGACAAAAUCUUUAUUCAUUGCAAUUGCUUCUCCCUUAAAGGCAAAUAUUGGAAUAUGUUACAAAAUAUUUCAAUUAUAGAGAUAAAAUACAUGGAGAAACCCACACAUAUAUUUGAAAAACCUCUUAGUUCUGUGUAUCAUUCAUCUGAUAUUGCACGAUUAAAAAUACUAAUGGAAUACGGAGGCAUAUUUUUAGACACUGAUACUUAUGUUGUGAAACCUUUAGAUUAUUACAGAAAAUUUGAAAUGUCAUUAGGAUGGCCACCUGGUCAAAAUCUUGGCACUCAAUUACUAAUAGCGCAUAAAAAUGCAAGAUUUUUAAGACUUUGGUACAAUUCUUAUAGAUAUUACAGAAGAGAAAGAUGGUAUUACAAUGCUGGAGAACUUCCAACUUCUUUUAUUUUAGAACGUAUGCCUUAUAUUGUACACAGGGUACCAUAUGAUUUUGGAGUGCAUAAUCUUGUUCAUCUUUUGUAUGGUACUAGAAGUGCUGACUGGAAAAGCUAUCAUAGUAUCCACUUAUUAGUAAGGCAUAAAAAUUACCUCCUUCCAGGAGAUAGUGUCUUAGAAUUUGAUGAAAACAAUAUUAAGAAAUAUAAUAGAACAUUUGGUGAUAUGGCUCGAUUAGUUCUGUUUGGAAGCUGUGAUAUGCUGUAA